Molecule: messenger RNA, 1317 nt
Organism: Closterium sp. NIES-67
Lineage: Eukaryota; Viridiplantae; Streptophyta; Zygnematophyceae; Desmidiales; Closteriaceae
Source: the annotation of a GenBank genome assembly
UUCAUUCAUCCACUAGCUCCUAACGCAGCGAGACAGCCUCCUUAUUUUACUCUCACCUCCCUCCCUGCGCGCUUCACCUUCUUAGAAUUUCACGCACGCACGCGACCGAUCCACUGUAGGUCGUCGUAAACUUCCAGCAGACGCUGCGGUUUCCUUCCUCGCUAUCGCCUCACAUUUCGUGCGUUCGAUCAUCGUUCGCCACUCCCUCUCCUCUCACAUCCUGCUCCACAAAUGGCGCUCCUUUCCACGACCCUAGUCUCGUCCUCCGUAAAGCCCAUGUUCGCGUCUCUUAAAUCCUCUGAAUUCUCGUGCCACGGAUCGAGCCUAGCAGACGCCGGGUUGACGGCGUCCCUCCCCGCGAUUCGCGGUGGCGGAAGGAGGACGCUGCGCGCGGUAGCGGCCAGCGGGAACGGGGCUGCGCGGACGGCGGAUGAGGUGGCGGCGGAAAGCGGAGCGGGCAGCAUGGACGUGAGCAGCACGUGCGUGAAUCCCGUGUUCCGCUCCUUCCCCAGCCUCAAGGAGGGCGACGGCAACGCGGACGGCCCCGGCGGGCGCACGGCGGUGCGCGUGCUGUUCCUCAGCGAGGGCAACGUGUGCCGCAGCGUGGUGGCGGAGGCCGUCAUGGCCGCCAUGGUCAGGGACAAGGGGCUGGAGGACUACAUCCAGUGCGCCUCCAAGGCGGUGCGCGACUACAACGUGGGCGAGAGCCCGGACUCGCGCGUGGUGCAGCUGGCGGGGCAGAGUGGCGUGGCGGUGGAGGGGAGCAGGCGCGCGGAGCUGCUGCGCCCCGUGGAGGACGUGGUGGCGUACGACGUGCUGGUCGUCAUGGACAAGUUCAACGCGGCGGACGUGCUGAAGGAGGUGUCUGUGUUUGACACCAUCGACCCCUCCGCGCGCUUCUCCUCCAAAGUCAGGCGCAUGGGCGACUUCUGCAAGUCUCGAGUGGUGGACGACAUAGACGACCCUCUGUACGGCAACAUGGGAGGCCCGGAGGAGCUGGAGCUGCUGGGGGCAGCCAUCAAUGACAUAGUGGACUGCUGUGAUGGGCUACUCGCAGACCUAGUGGCCGUCAAAAAUGGGCUCCCAGAGGGGGAGAGCUUCCGGUCGGGGGUGAAGAAAUGGCUACAAGGCAUGGAUGACAUGGACUGGCUCGUCCCGCCCAUGCUGCAAAAGAAGAACCGCAAUUAAUAUGCAAUCUAGCAUUUUUGUAGGUCACAGAUUUGUAAUUUGAUCAUUCCUGCUGUAAUGCCAUUCGUUUUAGAGUUCCCCUUCUCAAAUAGGCUCGCUAUUCCGUCCUUGUUGGGGACCUUGGGAAUA